CAAAUUACGCAUGCGCAGUAGUCGGCGCUUUAAAACAAGUCUCGAGGAGGGAACAUGAAGGCUCGUGCAGGUGGACCUGAAUAACAGUCGAGGACAGCGGCUGCUCAGUUCUCAUGGGAGGUGUCUGUGGUUGAAAUGCCCCGCCGAGGCGCUGCAGGAUGAACAGUCGCUGUGUUCGCCAUGACUUUGAGGUCCACGCUGUUUCCAAAUACAGGAUUCAAGCAGGACGCUGACACCAUCGACUGUGACAAAACGAGACCCGUGAGCCUCAAGAGAGAGUCCUGCGACUUUGUUAUAGAUGUUCAUAACGCACACAGGGGCGACAUAAAGGACUUAGACCAGAAUUACAUGACAAGCAAAGUUUCCCUCGCGGCCACAGCUGCAGAAGUAGUUAAAGGAGACAAUAAAACUGUGGGGAUAUUGUCCCCUGUCAGACAAAUGGGGGGUGAGGGAACCCCAGUGAAAGGUAAACCCCUCUCUGCUGACAAUAUGGAUAACCCUCAGAUGGCUGUGAACAAUAACCCCAAGGAUGCAGGUGCAGAUGAUAGUGUGAAGGGGGUCGUCCCCGGAGUCCUUGGCACCGCAUCCAUUGAACUCUCCUCUGAGGGAAAGUGGAGGAACAUCAGGAAGACCCCUGCCAAUCCUCACACACAGGCCAACUGCCUCCGGCAGAUUCUCCUCCUCCAACUGGACCUCAUUGAACAACAGCAACAACAGCUGCAGUCCAAGGACAAGGAGAUAGAUGAGCUCAAAGCAGACAAGGAGACAUUGCUCGCACGUAUUGAGCGCAUGGAGCGUCGCCUGCAGCUCACAAAGAAGGACCCACCGCGUGACAAACGCCUUUUCCAGCCCCUGGAGCCAUGGACCCCUGACAAAGAAGAUAUGUGGGACCUGGAUGUAGAGGAGAGUCCACAGCCCAAUGCAGCCACUCAGCUCCCCUUUAGUCGCGGUGGCAAAGGUCAAAAGAGGAAAUCUUGCUUUGGAGAUGCAAAAGCCCAGAAAUCACGAGGCAAAAGUGCCAAGCUCAGCCCCCAAAAGCCUGAGAUUCAGCCCGGCUCUCCUAAUCAAAGAGAGCUGCGCAGUAAAGAAACCCCAGAGAAAAGCGUUCCCAUGAGGUCAGGGGCAGAAAGGGACAUUAUGCUCCCGUGCAAAGAGGAGCCGGAGCAGAGCUGUCAGAUUGAAGACCUGCCCUUCAUGUCUACUACAGAGAUGUACCUCUGUUGCUGGAACCAACCUCCUCUGUCUCCUCUGCGGGAGACUUCCCCUAAAAAGGAGGAAGAGGUGGCCAGUGAGUGGACUCCUCAUGUAGUACAUGAUAUGCUGAUUGUUUUCCCGUCUUGGAGGGAAAAUCACAUAGAGCCUUUGGAGGAGGACCCCUCCUUUAACCCCCCUGAGCCGCUGGACGACAAUGUGUUUUUGAAACGCCACUUGAAGCUUGAGUUGGAUGAGAAGAGAAGGAAAAGGUGGGACAUCCAGCGAAUCAGAGAGCAGCGCAUGUUUCAGCGUUUGCAGCAGCGUAUGAACAGGAAGAAAGUCGUCCCAGAGACUGAGCCAGAGCUUUCUUCCUUCUACCCCGACACUGAAGAUGUUGAAACUAUAGUGAUCACUCCCUUCUUGCCUGUGGUUGCAUUUGGCCGGCCGCUGCCCAAACUCUCACAACAGAACUUCGAGCUGCCUUGGCUGGAUGACCGAAGCCGAUGUCGCAUCGAGGUGCCCAAAAAACACACUCCUCACCGGACCUGUCGGAAGUGAAACCCUGUUGUGUGGCGUUGACAGCGGAGAGAUGCCGCCCCGUGCCCAGAUUAGAAAAUGCUAUAUUUGUCUUGCCUGUGGGGGGGGAGACAAGUCAUCAGUCGCUAUGUACAACUGCUGUUGCUUUCAGUCUGAAGUUUGAACGUUUCCCCACUGACCAGCUGAUCUCCUGCAGAAUAUUAUAGAAGGAUGGGAGACAGCUGUGACAGUGGGUGUCUCAUUUUGAUUAAAUGCCUGAUGCCACAAGAUUACAGUCCCUGUGUUAGCCACUGUUAAAGAUUACAGUUUGUAUCCUAAAAAAAGUGUAUGAGCAGUUAUGUGCAUGUUCUGCAACAUGUUUAAAAUACAUUGUGUAUCAGCUGUGCCAUCCACAGCUGAUUGAUUUUAUCACAGCAAAGUGGAGUUUCUGUCACUUCUAAUGCAGACGGGAUAAACUGACUCUAAUCUUGAGCGCAUUCAUGCGAGGUGGAAAAAAAACCCAUUGGUUGCCAUUUUUGACUGAAAUGUGGAAUUUGAGCUGUUCGCCAGGAGCAAUAUGGCGGCAACUUUUUGGUUCUGGGUCGUCCUACCACACUCAUUCUCCCUGCCUUAGUGGGAAAAAAAUGUCAAACUCUGACUGUCUCGUGCUGUGUAUUGCCUAUAUCGUUGUUCACACACAACUUCAAAUAAAAUUUUAUCAAUGUUUAGUGUGAUAUCGGGAGGUUUGAGCCACACUCAGCAUGAUGUCAUGAAACAAAUGACAGGUUUAGCCAAUCCGACGUCAGAAGAAGUUACAAAAAGCAACCCAAUGAUUGUUCUGUGUUCCUGGUUUGCUUUAUGAAAACAACAGCACGGAUGAUUGGACAGGUGGUGACCCAGUGUUCUGUUUCUUUAUUUUCAAUGUGAGUUGCAUGGACUCUAUUUAGCUGUUUAAAAGAAAAACAGGGUAGCAUGGCUUCACCCCAGAAAGAGACUAAUCUCUGCUCAUUGGGCGACAGAAACUACAAAAUAUUGUUGAAAGCAUGACUUUUGGCUGCUCUGUCCAGUGAGAGCUGCUGCGUUCAUCACAACAACACCUGAUAAUAACAGUCUUGAUCUUUGGUGUUUCCAAUCUUUACAAUACGCUUACAUCCAGUAAAUAUUAGGCAAGUUGUGUGUAUGCAUUUGGUCUCUUCAGGAUUCAAGGGAACCAUUUUAGAAGAUAAAUAAGCUUUCUAGCCGUAGUUCUAGCGAUGUUCACCGGUAUGCUCUUUAACAUGCUGCCAGUUAAUCUCUCCCUCUCUGAGUUCAUCUCAGUCGCAGUGUUUCAUUUCUUCCUCUGUUCGUACAUACAAUGCAACGGCUUUCUGCAGCUUCAACACUUCGACUGCCAGGCGUAUGUGUAGGCAUAUUUUGGAAAUACAAAGUUAACUUUUUUUUUCCUGUACAUAGCUUCCAGAAACAAAUGUACAUAAAACAUGGCUGUUAUUUUUUUAUUAUUUAAUGUCGGACGUGUUGAGUACAUUCAAUAUUGUUCUAUGAUUGUAUGUUGACAAAUUGACAGUUUUGAAAGUUACAUUUUUUUGGAAUAAAAUUAACAUGUCUACGAUA
Molecule: messenger RNA, 3321 nt
Organism: Epinephelus moara (kelp grouper)
Lineage: Eukaryota; Metazoa; Chordata; Actinopteri; Perciformes; Serranidae
Gene: msl1b
Product: MSL complex subunit 1b
Exons: 9
Coding region: 181-1752 (523 amino acids)
Cellular component (GO): MSL complex
Source: RefSeq, a predicted model, not a curated record